AUGAAUAACUUUGAGAAUUCUUCUAAUCAAAGAGCCGUUUUUUUCAUUGAUACUAGUAAUCCGGAAGUAAACCAAACCAUCUCUGCUAGUAGCAGCCAUCCAUUCAUCAAACCACCCUUCCCACCUGUGAUCGAUGCUCGUAAAUUGGUAAUUAAACAAGCCAAUGGUAAAUUUCCUACAAGAUCUCCUAACGCUUUCAUCAUUUAUCGUAAAGCUUUUCUGGGUACAGUACAAGCUGAUGGCUACAAAUUACCAAUGACCGUUAUUUCAACAAUGGUUUCCAAAUCUUGGGAAAAUGAGCCUCAAUAUGUUAAAGAUGAAUAUAAAAAACUUGCAAAUGAAGCAUUCGAUUAUCUCAAUGAGAUGAAUCCAAAACCAACCAAACCUAAUAAAAGAAAAGGUUGGAAUUUCGUUUCUUUUGAGCAAAAAAAUAAAUCUCCCAAACCUAAAAACGAUGUUUUAAAUCAAUAUUUAAAUUCUUUCGGUCAAGAAGAUAUGUUAUUAUCUACUACCACAACAAGUGAUUAUCAAUCUUCUUCUAGUAGCAGUAGUUCACCUGAUAUUGAUAAUCUAUAUGAGCAACAAAAUUUUGUAAAUUUAAUCAAUUCUUUCGUUCAACCACCAUCAUCUUCACUUUCAUCUUCAGAAUUGGAAAUUUUUUCGGACUUUAAUAAUAAUAUCGAUAAUAUAGAUGAGUUUCAACAAUUUAUAAAUAUUUAUCAACAACAAAAUGAUUUUACAAAUUCAUCGUUUGAACUUGGAAUUUCAUCAUGA
Molecule: messenger RNA, 774 nt
Organism: Entrophospora candida
Lineage: Eukaryota; Fungi; Glomeromycota; Glomeromycetes; Entrophosporales; Entrophosporaceae
Source: the annotation of a GenBank genome assembly